AUGUCCCUGAUUGCAAAACUGAUUCUGAUGAAAAACUUUAAGAAGAAGGAAGGAGAAGAAGAACAUCUGUUCACUCAACAGUUAGUCAUCCAGGAUUUCAUUAUUGUUAGUAUUUGCUGUAAACCCUGGAUCUCUUACCCUGUGUCUUUAUUGUCUCUCUCCUCAGUGUGUGGACAGCCAAAGCUCAACACCAGGAUUGUUGGAGGACAGGUGGCCUCUGCAGGCAGCUGGCCCUGGCAGGCCAGUCUGCGAAACUCUGGGUCCCACUUCUGUGGAGGAUCCCUCAUUAACAAUCAAUGGGUGCUGACUGCUGCUCACUGCUUCUACAGCACAGGCAUAACCACACGCACUCUGACUGUGUCUCUGGGUCGCCAGACUCUACAGGGAUUGAACCCCAAUGAAGUGUCUCGGACUGUGUCACAGAUCAUCAUUCAUCCCAACUAUAACUCCAACACUAAUAACAACGACCUCUGCCUCCUGAAGCUCUCCUCACCGGUGACUUUCACCACCUACAUCCAGCCCGUCUGCCUGGCAGCCCCAGGCAGCACCUUCUACAGCGGCACUGCAGCCUGGGUCACCGGCUGGGGCACCAUUGGAAGUGGAGUGUCCCUUCCACCCCCAGGAAACCUAAUGGAGGUGCAAUUGCCGAUUGUGGGGAACAGAAAGUGUAACUGUAACUAUGGAGUGGGCUUGAUCACAAGCAACAUGAUGUGCGCCGGGUUAAGUGCUGGAGGGAAGGACUCCUGUCAGGGGGAUUCAGGAGGUCCACUGGUGAGCAAGCAGGGCGGUCGCUGGAUCCAGGGGGGAAUCGUGAGUUUUGGAAGAGACUGUGCCGAGCCUAAUUUCCCGGGAAUCUACUCCAGAGUCUCCCAGUAUCAGUCCUGGAUCAACAGCCAGAUCACCAGCAACCAGCCAGGCUUCCUCACCUUCAGGUCCUCUGGGACUGACAGUGACCUCAGCGUCACCUGUCCAGGCCUGCCACCAAAAGCCACAGGCUAAGUUAGUGCCUGCCAUGUCCAGACUUAAUUAGACAGAACUUACUUGGUCUAAUAAAUUUCUAGUAUUUUUGUUGUUGGUAUGUGUUGCUAAUUUGACCACAGAGCCCUAAAUAUCAAUAAAUGACGCAAAAGGGGUACCCAGGACGUUAAAAGGUGAUGGCAAAGGGCGUUAACCAAGCAUCAAUAUGUGACGAGUCGGGGGUGAGAAUGUGUUCUUCCCUCAGGCAUACCACAUUUA
Micropterus dolomieu (smallmouth bass) is the source of this 1236-nucleotide messenger RNA. Its product is annotated as serine protease 33-like. The transcript is spliced from 5 exons. The record is from RefSeq and is a predicted model, not a curated record. Bases 1 to 999 code for a protein of 332 amino acids. Gene Ontology annotation, molecular function: serine-type endopeptidase activity. Lineage: Eukaryota; Metazoa; Chordata; Actinopteri; Centrarchiformes; Centrarchidae. Gene Ontology annotation, biological process: proteolysis.